AGAGGUGGGUUCGGCUUUUGAACAACCCCACUCGUUUGAAAAACGUCUCUCCUCUGUUCUGUUUCGUCAUCCCUGGUUCCCCGCAUCUACAAUACCUGUGAAGUGAGGGGUUAGCUUACAUACAGCAGAUUGCUAAUUCCACUAUCAACCAUGGAUAAUUGCUGAGCGCCCUGCUUUUCAAUUUGCCGGUGUUGUCGAGCCGGAUGGUCGUUGUCCCAUCCGCAUGAACUCAAUCGACCUCAAGAAUGUCAGAAGAAUGUGAAAAGAUAAUAGCAAGGCAUCCGACCGAUCCGUACUUCGAUCUCAACGAUACAUGCUUAAACGACUCUCAGCAUAGUGAACAAUGCCUGAUUGGUAUGCAGGAAUGGUCCCAGCCUUAUAUCAAGGUUGAAGCAGAGGAGGCAGAGCAGCGUCGUAAGCGGCUUCUGUUCCUGUCUCAUCUGAAGGAGUGUGCCCGAGACCCAGCAAGAGCCAAUGGGCUGUAUACACUAGAAGGUUUAGCGCAAGAGAGCUGCAUCUACGACAUCAAAUAUCCAAGUUGCAAUGCCUCUUCCAUAUCAAAAGUUCCAGGGAACAGCUUGGAUGAGAGGCAUACGCUUCAUUUUAGGAUGGCAGACCGACCGAAUGCAUAUAGAAUUGCCGUUCAGAGGCUCAUGUGCUUGGUUUGGGAUUGCCUCCAUUUGGCUCAACCUAGUACUCUGGAGGGGUGUAGGGGGAGAUUGGGGGACUGCUUUUGCAUUCGCGCAAAUUGUUGCAGCAUCGGUUGCGAUCGUUGUUACCUAUGUCCGGUCGUAGAUGGUUUGAAAGUAGCUGCUGGCCACAGAUCAAGUCAGCGAAGUGGACGAAGUAGUUCUUAAUGAUUUCGAUUAGGGGAUUACUAAUACUGUAACCUUUCCGUGCUACAAGGGAAGAACUCAAAGCUGCUUACUGUAUUGAUUACCUUGGUCACGC
Molecule: messenger RNA, 951 nt
Organism: Fusarium redolens
Lineage: Eukaryota; Fungi; Ascomycota; Sordariomycetes; Hypocreales; Nectriaceae
Exons: 3
Coding region: 246-857 (203 amino acids)
Source: RefSeq, a predicted model, not a curated record